AUGGGCACGGCCGCCGGUAAGCCCUCGCCGACAGCCCAGUCCCUGGCCUUGGGCCUCCCUGGCUGCCCGGCACCCGGGCUUGGGGCGGGCGCGGGCCUGCCGGCUGGCAGUGCUUCGUGGCGCCUCGGCGGCCUGGCCGGCGGUUCCGACCAGCCCGAACAGAUGGGAUCUCCGGAUUGCCUUCUGCUGCGUGUGCCGAGAUCCCAGCACACGUGGCGGAUUCUGGAGAUCCCUCGCACUGGCCAAAGCUAG
Fonticula alba is the source of this 252-nucleotide messenger RNA. RefSeq lists its product as hypothetical. Lineage: Eukaryota; Rotosphaerida; Fonticulaceae. Bases 1 to 252 code for a protein of 83 amino acids. The transcript is spliced from 2 exons. The record is from RefSeq and is a predicted model, not a curated record.